AUGGUCAAAACAGUCUCGAUCGAGGUACCGGGGGAGUCCAACCCAUUGAGUUUACAGAAUGUCGUGAACUCUUUGGUUUUGGCCGCAAGCUCGAGUCAGCAGCAGGUCCAGACGGGUACCACGCAGCUGCAGAACUGGGAGCGGAUCCCUGCAUACCAUGCCUUUCUUCAGGAUGUUUUUUUGGACCACUCCGCCCCUAAUGAAGUGCGAUAUCUCUCCAUCAUUCAACUGAAGAACGGAAUCGACAAGUACUGGCGCAGAACAGCGGCAAAUGCGAUUGAGCCGGAGGAGAAAAACAAGAUUAAGACGAGAGCUCUGGAUGCUGGCAUCGUUGAGCCAUCUCGCCCGCUCGCUCUUCAGAAUGCGCUGAUGAUCGCCAAAAUCAUGCGCUAUGAAUUCCCGCAAGACUGGCCCGAUGCGAUGACCGCUAUCAUCAACUCCCUCCGUAACGGAUUCCAAGCCGGUGCGAACCCACUCCAGGUCCCUCGGACUCUCCUCAUCCUCCUACAAGUCAUCAAAGAGUUAUCAACUGCCCGAAUUCGGAGAACCCAGCUUCAUCUCGCUUCCGCUGCACCUGAGAUAUUUCAUGUCGUGGGCAAAAUUUAUAUGGACAAGGUGACUCAAUGGGCAGGCAUUCUGGAGCACGGCGGAUCGGAUGAAGGGGCGCUUUCAGAGGUGACCGAACAAAGUCUCAUUUCCCUGAAGUGCCUUCGUCGCCUAAUGAUCUCGGGAUUUGAGCACCCCGGUCGCGAUCGGGAUGUGCAACAAUUCUGGGAGUUGACGAGCGAGCACCUGAACAAAUUCUUGGCGUUUGUUGACCAGCCGGGUCGACUACCCGAAUCGGUUCAUACGAUGGUCGAGAAGCACAUUUUGCAACUAUCAAAACUGCACGUUGAGAUGGCAAAGAACAAGCCCGCAUCAUUCGCUUUAUUCUCUAACUCAAUAGACCUUGUCAAUGCCUACUGGGCAUUUGUUGUCAAGUUAAGCCCGAACUAUGUCAACCUUGGAUCCGAUGCCGAGGCUGAUGGGCAAUCCCUGCCCGAGAAGACUGCCCUGCGGGCUCUUCUUUUGAUUCGAGCGUGCUCCAAGAUGGCCUUCAACCCAGCUCAGACUUUCAAAUACCAGACAGCGGAAGAUAAGGAGGAGCGAAAGCAAUCUGUGGACAAAAUAAAGUCUCAGCUGUUUACCCAGGAGUUUGUGGUCAGUGUCAUGGAGCUCAUUGUCACUCACUUGUUCCGUCUAAGAAACGUUGAUUUCCAAGAAUGGGAAGAAGACCCAGAAUCCUGGGAGAAGCGGGAAGUCGAUGCCGAUGCAUGGGAGUAUUCCAUCCACUCUUGUUCAGAGAAACUUUUCCUUGACCUCGUCACCCAUUUCAAAGACUGGCUCAUCAGCCCUCUAUUGAAUGUGUUUCAAUCCUUUGCCAGUGAGUAUCUGAUAAGCAAACAUAUUACGUGGAGUAUACUGAUCAUGUCUGCAGCUACCGAAAAUAAGAAUGUCAUGCUGAAGGAAUCGUUAUACUCUGCCAUCGGCUUGGCAGCUGCCAGUCUCGAACAGCAUUUGGACAUCAAUGCAUUCCUCCAAAAUACCAUGAUCCCCGAAGUCCAGAUUCAAGAACAGGAAUAUAGACUUCUUAGAAGACGGAUAGCUCUCGUCCUUGGUCAAUGGGUGCCCAUUAAGUUCGCUGAUAUGAACAUGGAGUCUGUCUACCAGAUCUUUCAACACUUGCUCAACAAAGAUGAUCCAUUGAAUGACCUGGUCGUUCGCAUUACCGCAGGACGUCAGCUCUGCAACGUUCUCGAUACAUUCGAUUUCAAGAUCGAAACAUUCCUGCCGUUUGCUCAGCCGAUCCUCGCAAGUCUCAUGUCACUCAUGCAAGAGGUUGAAUUGUCUGAUACAAAGAUGGCAUUGCUAGAAUCGGUCCGGGUCAUCGUCGUCAAGAUGGAACAACAUGUUGUGAUGCUAUCCGAUAGUAUCCUCUCUCCCCUUCCGCAGGAAUGGGAGAAGUCCGGCGAAGAACAUCUCUUGAAACAGGCGAUUCUUACCCUCCUCACAUCUCUGAUCCAUUCGAUGAACCAAGAAUCCGUGCGAUACCACCCGAUGAUUCUUCCUCUUAUACAAAGCUCCAUUGAUACAGGUUCCGAAACCCAUCUAUACCUAAUGGAUGAAGCAUUAGAGCUCUGGGCGGCCGUCAUCAUGCAAACACCGUCGCCACCUUCUCCCGAAAUUCUCUCGCUCUUCCCUGCCCUCUUUCCGAUUUUGGGAGAGGGCACAGAAAGCGUGGGUCAAGCUCUCGAAAUCGUGGAAAGCUACAUUCUGCUUUCACCGCAAACUCUCCUCAGUGACGAAAUUCGAUCAAAGCUUUUAUACUGUCUUCACAGCCUUCUUGAGCCCAUGACGAAACAGCGAUCCGGCGUUAUACCCCGUCUUGUUGAAAGACUUAUUCGUGGCGUGGAGACAGUUGAUGGCGGAAGCGAGACCGCCUAUAAUGCCAUUGCUCAGUCUCUCCUCGAAACAAACAUGCUUCAAUCCCUUCUCAAGGGCCUAUACAGUGCCCACGAAGCUAGCCAAACAACCGGACCUAAUAGGAAGAGAUCCGACGUGGAUGGCAAGGUCGAAACGGAAUACUUUUCCUCCAUUGCUCGUCUUGCUCUCGCUAACCCUACACUAUUUGCAUCCGCAGCAACGGCUGCGACCUACCAGGCCGAAGAGGAAUUAUUCACCUGGCUUCUCACGGAGUGGUUCUUCCAUUACGACAACAUCGCCUCCGCCAGCCAAAAGAAGCUCCACGUCCUCGCCUUGACCCAACUCCUUGCCCUCAAGGGCCCCGCCUCCGCCCCGCCCCCCCUUCAUCCUAAAGACUACCUCACCGUCUGGAGCGCGCUUGUCGUUGAACUAGCGGAGGGUGGAACCGACGAGAAUGCCGACUAUCUUGUCUGCUGGAACGCGCCCGCAGGCUCCGAGACAGCCCAACCCGAACACUCAGGCGUUGAGAAUGCCGAAGAUCGUCGCCGCCGCGAAUGGAACGAGUCGGAUGCCAUCCAUCGCUUCCCAAUCCGCGACUUCGUGCGUCAUCGCCUGCAGGAGGUCAUUACUACAUGUGGUGGUGCGCAGCGGUUCCAAGAGGAGUGGCUGGUCAAUGUUGAUUCGGAGGUGGUGUCGGCUUUUGGUGGGUUGGGCCUGAUUUAA
Messenger RNA from Penicillium manginii, 3186 nucleotides. RefSeq names its product putative importin 11. Gene Ontology annotation, molecular function: small GTPase binding. The coding region runs from base 1 to 3186 and encodes 1061 amino acids. The transcript is spliced from 7 exons. NCBI's taxonomy places the organism in Eukaryota, Fungi, Ascomycota, Eurotiomycetes, Eurotiales, Aspergillaceae. Gene Ontology annotation, biological process: protein import into nucleus. The record is from RefSeq and is a predicted model, not a curated record. Gene Ontology annotation, cellular component: cytosol; nuclear envelope.